Molecule: messenger RNA, 2977 nt
Organism: Limanda limanda (common dab)
Lineage: Eukaryota; Metazoa; Chordata; Actinopteri; Pleuronectiformes; Pleuronectidae
Gene: slc25a17l
Product: solute carrier family 25 member 17-like
Exons: 9
Coding region: 227-1174 (315 amino acids)
Cellular component (GO): peroxisomal membrane
Molecular function (GO): FAD transmembrane transporter activity; NAD transmembrane transporter activity; ATP transmembrane transporter activity
Source: RefSeq, a predicted model, not a curated record
AAGUUCGGCUCGUCACUUGUCUCCGGGUUUGUAAACACUAUGUGACCGCUACACGUUCACUUCACUGCUCACAGCCGGAACAACCGGAUCCACGGUGUACUUCCCGGUCUCUGCUGCGGCUGUGUGAGUGAGUGUGUGUCUGUGUGUGUGAGUGAGUGUGUGUCUGCUUGUGUCUGUGUGUGUGUGUGUUUGUGAGACAGACCUGUGACCGGUGAAGACUGCAGAGAUGUCGGAUAACGGAGGAUCGGCGGUCGGCCUCUUCGCCUAUGAGACGCUGGUUCAUGCGGUGGCGGGAGCUGUGGGCAGCGUGACAGCGAUGAGCGUCUUCUUCCCUCUGGACACGGCCAAGAGCAGACUGCAGGUGGACGAGAAGCGGAAGUCCAACUCCACCCCCAUCAUCCUGGCUGAGAUCGCAAAGGAAGAAGGCCUUCAGUCUCUGUACAGAGGCUGGUUCCCAGUCAUCUCCAGCCUCUGCUGCUCCAACUUUGUCUACUUCUACACCUUCAACACGCUGAAGAGGCUGGUGGUCUUCGGUCCAGGCCGACCCGGACCCGGCAAAGAUCUGCUCAUGGGAGUUGUAGCAGGGGUGGUGAAUGUGGUCCUGACCACUCCCAUGUGGGUGGUCAACACUCGGCUGAAGCUGCAAGGGGCCAAGUUCCGUAACGAGGAUCUCCAGCAGACCCAGUACAACGGCAUAUUUGAUGCUUUCUCGCAGAUCAUAGCCAAUGAGGGAGUGGGAACUCUGUGGAACGGCACUCUGGCCUCUCUCAUCCUCGUCCUCAACCCGGCUAUGCAGUUCAUGUUUUAUGAGACCUUGAAGAGGAAGGCGGGCAGGGGAGGGAAGAAGAUAUCCUCAGCAGAGAUCUUUGUCAUUGGGGCUAUUGCCAAGGCCAUUGCUACCACGGCAACAUAUCCUCUUCAAACAAUUCAAGCCAUCCUGAGGUUCGGUCAGUACAAAGGCGAUGGAAAGAGCCGUGUGACAGGAAGCCUCUCCAACAUUUUCUCCCUGUUCCUGGACAGAAUCAGGAGGAAUGGUGUUCUUGGUUUGUACAAAGGCCUGGAGGCCAAGCUGCUCCAGACGGUACUGACAGCCGCCCUCAUGUUUGUGGUGUACGAGAAGAUCACUUCUGCGACCUUCAGAGUCAUGGGUCUGAACAAGAAGCUGAAGCAGUGAACAAACGCCCACGUCACUGCAGCACGGCAUUAAUACACUUGUUGUAAGUGGGUUUUGUUUGUGCCAGAAGUUACAUCCAUCACAUAAGACAAGAGUUGGGAUUUGGUGCCUUAAGGGCUACAGACGCUUGCCUGAAACAACCACAGACAGGUAACACUCAUGUUUUUAACCUAGUUCCAUUUGUGCAGGUAAAUUUAAGGAGAUAAAUUAUGAUAAUGUAUUUGGAAAGUCUGCUUUGGUAACAAAUUUAACUAAGUGACUCUGGUCUUAAUAAAUCGGACCACCUUAAAACAACAUUAAUGUCGGCAUGAUUCAAUUUGGCUCUGUGAUGGAGUUACAACUGUCCAGGGCAUUCCCCACCAAGCCUCUUUUAACCCUUUAAGAGGUUGAGUUAAAACUAAACGCCAAUGAUUAUAUUUGCACAUAAAGACAGAGAUUCCCUUGCCUAUAAUGAAAUUAUAUUUAACAAUCAGAUGAGAUCUAAGAACUAGUAGGGUGACUUCUCAGUGACUUGGCAUAAACAGUAUUUCCCCUCAAAGUGUCAAACUUUGUCUGGGUUUUACCUGAAAUGAUAAGACCAAUAAUUUACCUCCUGGUGCUUUGCCUGGAUUUAGGCCCCUGGAUCAUUCCUCAUACACUCCGACCAAUGUUUAACUGUGAAAUUUACUGCUUUUGACGUUUUUGUUAUUCCAAACAAAUGAGCAGUAACAACAAAAAUGGUGAAAUUGAGAAAUUGGCCGAGCUCCUGUUGGUUUAUCUUUAGUUUUGUGUGUAAAAUCUGCACUUGCUACUCCAGACUAGAAAGGUUUGGGUUUAAAUAAUUAUAAUAAAUUAAUAUGAAUUUAACAUUACUUGGAAUGAGUCCAUAAAGUAAACGGUAAAGGUUACAGAUGUAAUAAUACCACAGUAAGUGCCUGUUAAUUGUAUGAUAAAAAACUGUACUAUGAUCUGAACUAUGUACUGUGAUGACUGUUGAUGAUUUACAUUAACCAUGAUGCACUGGGUUAUCGAUCUAUGUUUUUAAUGAUUGGUCAGUAUGAACGUUUUGAUUCCAUUAUUUCUGUACGUCCUUUAGGUAGGGAAGGCACGGGCAGUAAUUUACAGUAGCCGUUCAUCUCUGUGCUCUUUCUGUGAGUUAGUGAACGGAUGUUUCUGCAGCAAUGGUUAGUUUUUUAUAAUGACAAGAGUUUACUGUUUGCAACACUGCUGUAUAUGGUUUGGACUCAUGCAUUCACUGUCUGGAUUACAUCAGUGGAAAUCCACCACAAGAUGAAUGCAUUCCUGAUUCAUAUUAUCAGAUGACCACAUACCUCACAAUCCCCUCCUGAAACCACAAGUCACUAGAUCUGGAUUUUUAUUUGAUUCUGCACCAAAUUGCACACGCUCAUAAAUAUCAGUCCCCUGCACAUGUUUUUUUCCAUUAAGAUACAUGAAUUUUUCUAAGAAAUCAAGUAAAAUGUUGAAAGAUGUGUGUAAUUGGUGUGAAAAAACUGAAAGUAAUGUGAUUACGGGAGAAUGAAAUGAGCUUUAUUUAAAAGAUGAGAAAGGGCUCAAAUCUGGAGAAUGUGUCACUGUUAUUUAAAAAAACAACAGAGAAGGCAGUGACUCAUCUGAACAUGUUGUGAUUUGUCUUAACAGUUUACAGAAAGAUAUUUGUAACUGCUGAUGCACUUUCAUUUAUUUUCAACACAUUUUUUAAAAACAUUUUCUAAUUUUGUUUAUUUCAACAUACUAACAGUUUUGGGUAUUUAAACUGAUUGUGAUAACCAGGGAAUAAUAAAGUUUGUGAAACUUCUGACACUA